Molecule: messenger RNA, 1038 nt
Organism: Lindgomyces ingoldianus
Lineage: Eukaryota; Fungi; Ascomycota; Dothideomycetes; Pleosporales; Lindgomycetaceae
Product: HAD-like protein
Exons: 2
Coding region: 51-926 (291 amino acids)
Molecular function (GO): phosphatase activity
Source: RefSeq, a predicted model, not a curated record
AUCCAGUAAACCUCUAAGCCUUUGUCUACCAUCCUCGCCUCUCUAUAGCCAUGGCCGUACAAACUCCCCCACGCGUACGCGCCUGUCUAUUCGACAUGGACGGCCUCCUAAUCGACUCGGAAGACCUCUACACCACAUGCACCAACAUCGUACUCCACGAAAACAACCGCCCCUCCCUACCCUGGUCUAUAAAAGCGCAACUCCAAGGCCGCCCAGGACCGCAAGCCUCCGAAAUCUUCUACGCAUGGGCACAACUCCCUAUCACCCCGGACGAAUUCUACGCCCGCCUUGCACAACUCCAAAAAGAGCAUUUCCCAAAGACGCAGCCGCUACCGGGGGUGUUAGAGUUGCUGAAAGGGUUAAGGGAGCGGCGGGUUAGGACGGCGUUGGCGACGAGUAGUCAUAGGCGGAAUUUCGAGCUCAAGACUACGCAUUUGCCGUAUUUGUUUGAGCAUUUUGAGGAGGAUCAUACGGUUUUGGGAGAUGAUGAGAGGAUUCCUACUGGCAGAGGGAAGCCGGCACCGGAUAUUUAUUUGUUGGCGUUGAGGACGAUAAAUGAGGCAUUGAGCGCGAGCGGGGAAGAGGAGAUCAAACCAGAAGAGUGUUUGGUGUUUGAGGACAGUGUGCCUGGUGUGGAGUCGGGGAGGAGGGCGGGUAUGCAGGUUGUGUGGUGUCCUCACCCGGAGUUACUGGAAGAGUAUAAGGGCAGGGAGAAGGAGGUGCUAGCAGGGCUGACGGGUGCGCAUAAGGAGGAAGAGGAAGAGGAGUUAGGUAAAUCCGAAGUGGAGGUUCUGCCGGGGAAGAGGAGGGUGGGACAGCCAGGGGUAAUUGAUGAUGGGUGGGCGAAGUUGUUGCAGACAUUGGAGGGCUUCCCGUACCAUAUAUAUGGCAUGGAGGAGGUGAAUGGAAAGGAUGUGCCAAAGUGAGAGACUUAUGUCACAGGAAUGUGGGUCACGAGAUAUGAGCUAUGAGAGCAUGAGAGCCAAAGCAUUAGGUCAAGGAGGCAUUAGAACCCCCAACAAUAGCACUACAUUAGAG